UUCCGUGACCAAGUCGGACACAUUUGCCGACACACCGCCAAUGUCAAACCCAGAAAAACUCCGCAUCGCUUUCGCUGACCUCAAGUUUUGUUAUUAAAUUAAAGUAGCUUCUCUAUCAAACAGAGAGAGGACAGUUCAAACAUAUUAAACGUUUCACUCGGGAAGCUUUCCACGUUUGUGUAGUUUAUUGUUCAGGUGAAUCUAACCGGGCAAGAUGCGUCUCACGUUGCAAAUGUUGAUCUCCCACGGCCGGGUGGCCCGGAAGAUGGGUAUGGGUCCGCAGUCCCGAAUCAACAUACUGCGGAACAUUUUGACUGGACUGGUCCGACACGAGAGGAUCGAAACCACGGCGGCACGAGCAGAUGAAGUCCGCUUCUACGCCGAAAAGCUGGUUGACUACGCCAAAAAGGGAGACACUGAUGAGAAGGCGAUGAAGAUGGCCAGUUUUUGGCUGACGGAAAAAGAUCUGAUCCCAAAGCUCUUCAAGGUCCUUGCUCCACGGUUUGAGACUAGAUCACAAGGCUACACACGGAUGGCACGCAUCCCAAACAGACCGAACCUGGACAAAGCCAAGAUGUCCGUCCUGGAGUACAAAGGCAACCCCUUCCCGGCUCUUUAUCCUGUGAACAAAAAAAAUGAACUGACACUCAUCAACCAGCUGCUCAAAGGCUACAAAGAGGAGAUGGCACAACAGUUCGCUGCUAAAGCCUAAUAAAAACCCUCCUGGUGUUGGAUCAGUGACGCUGGUCGCUGAAGGACGACGGUCGGGGGCUGAAGGGCCUCUGAAGAGUCGCCUGUAGACGCUGCAGGUUGUGCUUUAUAGACACUGACGUCUUCACCAAAGCUCCAGCGUCUAACGAAGCCAAGAACUUUUCUUUAAAAGGACACUGAUGACUGAUUAUGUAUAAAUAAAUAUAAAUUCUGAUCUUUAAA
Molecule: messenger RNA, 933 nt
Organism: Cottoperca gobio
Lineage: Eukaryota; Metazoa; Chordata; Actinopteri; Perciformes; Bovichtidae
Gene: mrpl17
Product: mitochondrial ribosomal protein L17
Exons: 3
Coding region: 215-712 (165 amino acids)
Biological process (GO): translation
Cellular component (GO): ribosome; mitochondrial large ribosomal subunit
Molecular function (GO): structural constituent of ribosome
Source: RefSeq, a predicted model, not a curated record